AUGCUCUCGAAGGGGAUCCACCACUCACCAGGAUAUCCGCAUUUUUAUCACAGGCAGCUCAGUGGCUCUUGCGCACGCAGCUGGAAUCUCCCGUCAUCCUCAUCUCCAUCUUCUCCGUCCGAUCUAGCCAAACUGGACGAUUUUCGCCGGCCUAGGUCCGUAGCGCCUCAGAGUACAGCAGCUCCCACACCCGCCAUUUCAGCUUGGUCUGCUGGUGUCCCACACCCUGGCUCUGCGUAUAACGCUCCCGGAAGCCUAAGAUCGAGCAUCAGCACAAACGAGGGACAGCACCAUCUGCCCGUGUUGCACACCAUUCCUGCUAUCGCCAGAACGCCAUUCCCGUCCGAGCUGAUCCCGCCCGACAGUGAACCGAGGGGACUCCCUGCAUCCGGACUCCUGCGCAGCAGAAACCCCGAACAAGCCAGUUCUGACACCCCACGAGCCUUGAGAGACUCAUCACAAUCGAUGCAUCCCGGAUCAGUAGCCUAUUUGACAUCAAACAUGGCACAUAAUUCACAGAACUAUGGCUGGCAAAAUCGGCUGCCUCAACCUCUUCAUCCCUCCUCCAUAUCAAUGGACCAGCAUCCAUUUCCCCCAGCACAAGUUCUUCCGCCACAUCCGAGUUAUCCAGCUGGCUAUCCCCCCCAGCCUUCCGGUUCCCAGAGCUAUUAUCAACCAGGGCUUCCUUCGGCACAAUAUCUGAUGCCACAAAGCCGGCAACAACCUCGAAGCACCUCAAUUCCAUAUUCGUAUCCCAGCAGUUCCGUCUCGGGCAGCCCGCCAUCAAUUCCAGAUCCAGCAUUCGCGCCGGCACCAUCGUCCUACCUUACAAACCAACCGGACUACUACAUGGCACCGAGCUCUUCCCUAUCACAAACCCCUAACUCGAUACCACAUCCGCAAGGUCUUAUGCCUACAGGGACAGUUUACUCGUCGCCCGAGUCCGUGCAAACCUCUUCGGAUCCGGAACAACAGCAAGUUCGUGUCAUCAGCUUUCGGCCAAAACCCCAAUGUUGGGAUCACGGAUGCAAUGGCCGCGAAUUCUCCACCUUUAGCAAUCUUCUACGCCACCAGCGAGAGAAAUCGGGCGUUGUAGCGAAGGCAGAAUGUCCCAGCUGUGGUGCUGUUUUUACUCGGACCACCGCCCGAAACAUUCACGUCGCUCAGGGGAAGUGUAAGGGCAUCGCACGUGAGCCGUCGGCUGAGUGA
Messenger RNA from Aspergillus aculeatinus CBS 121060, 1209 nucleotides. RefSeq lists its product as uncharacterized. NCBI's taxonomy places the organism in Eukaryota, Fungi, Ascomycota, Eurotiomycetes, Eurotiales, Aspergillaceae. Bases 1 to 1209 code for a protein of 402 amino acids. The record is from RefSeq and is a predicted model, not a curated record. The transcript is spliced from 6 exons.